AUGCGUCGUCCUAGAAUUUCUUCGCUUCCCUCUACUGAGGAGACGCUCAAGCACCCAGCCUACUUAACCACUCUGUGGGCUCUGGAGCCUACCUCUCAAGGCAAGCUGUCUGUGGCCGAAGGUCGCGGUGGUCCGGUUGGUAUUGCAUGGGAAAUUCACGGCGAAGGACCCGUCAAGCUUGUGCUUGUUAUGGGCUUGGCAAGUGUCAAGACUUCAUGGCAGCGUCAAACGCUACACUUCGGCCAUGAGCACGGUGACAAGUACUCAGUUCUGAUCAUCGACAACCGUGGAAUGGGCGCCAGCGACAAGCCUUUGGGUAUCUACUCCACGAGCGGCAUGGCACUCGAUAUCAUCGAGGUUAUCGACCAUGUUGGCUGGACAGGCGAACGCGAGAUCAACCUCGUAGGUAUCUCCAUGGGCGGCAUGAUAACCCAAGAGAUUGCUAUUCGUAUCCCUGAGCGUCUGCAAACCCUCACCCUCAUCUGUACAUCGGCGCGCGUUCAAAAUACAACGGGCUUCAUGGAGACACUCACGGAUCGCAUGAGCUGGCUGAUUCCUAAAUCCAUGGAGCGCGCCAUCGUUGACACAGCUCUCAAGCUCUUCACACCCGAGUGGCUCGUCGCACCAGAUGACGAGAUACUACCCGAGCCCGGCGUCACUCCGAAAUGUGGCCCACCACCGCCAGAGGCUGGUCCAACAUAUCGCCUGUUCGACUCCAACUUUCAGCGUUUCCAAGCUCAAGAACUCACCAAGAAGCGUAAUCCUGAAGUCUUCAGCAGCACUAUGCUCAUGUGUCAACUUGCAGCGGCGGCCAUGCAUAACAAGUCAGACGAGCAGCUGCGCCAGAUAGCAGAGGCUGUUGGAUCUGAACGUAUUACUGUCAUGCAUGGAAAACGCGACAACAUGAUCACCUUCCCCAAUGGUGAGAGACUUAUCAAUGUGUUGAAGCCAGGUACUGUCCAUAUUGUGGAUGAUAUGGGACAUGCUCCCAUUCUGGAGCGAGCAGAGUGGUUUAACAGUGUAUUAGAGGAAGAGUUGAACAUGUGGACCAAGCCGAAGGAGGAAUGA
Fusarium pseudograminearum CS3096 is the source of this 1068-nucleotide messenger RNA. RefSeq lists its product as uncharacterized. The transcript has 2 exons. Bases 1 to 1068 code for a protein of 355 amino acids. NCBI's taxonomy places the organism in Eukaryota, Fungi, Ascomycota, Sordariomycetes, Hypocreales, Nectriaceae. The record is from RefSeq and is a predicted model, not a curated record.